Cylindrotheca closterium is the source of this 450-nucleotide messenger RNA. NCBI's taxonomy places the organism in Eukaryota, Bacillariophyta, Bacillariophyceae, Bacillariales, Bacillariaceae. The record is from the annotation of a GenBank genome assembly.
AUGUUGGCCCCAUUGGAAGAUCAACAUGCUCAUGUCGCCCACCUCAAGAGUAUUGCUAAAAAGUGGGCUGAGCAAGUGCGAUUGGGGCAUCUACACAAAUACGAUGUCAUUCCCCUUAUCAAGACCACAGUGAUGAAAUCCCUGGAAUAUCCUAUGGUGUUAACUACACUGGAUGCUGCGACAUGGGUGUCGAUCAUGAGUCCUGUUCUCCAAGUCUGCCUGCCGAAGGCCGGCAUAUGCAGGAGCUUCCCUCGCGACAUGGUUCUUGCCCCUCUCAAAUUCCAGGGUCUGGGCAUCCCCCAUCCGUUUGGUACUCAGGUGUCUAAACAUAUUGAGGUCCUGCUCCGCCACUUGUCCCACCGAACAAAAACUGGGGCGUAUAUGGAGGCUGCGGUUCAAGAACACCAACUUGAGACCGGAACCUCCUUCGGACUCUUCCAGCAGGACUAA